CUCCCCUCUGUCAGCUGUGCUGCUGCGGCAUGGCUUUCUGCUAGAAGCUGUCAUACAUGUUGUGUCUCUUGUGCUGUCAUUUCAGCUCCCCCACUGCUAGAUGUGAGGGAUGGGAGAGUGAGGUGGUUGCAUCGCUGUGCAGCCUAAGGAGGGAUAGUGCACACAGCGGCAGGUGUGCUGCAAAGGGUUAAUCAAGAAGGAGGUCAAAUCCAAAACAUAUUGGAAACCUGAAGAUGGCGGAAGGGCCAGUGAAAUCACCUCAACAGAGCAUUAAGGUGUCCACAGGGGCCACAGCAAUGGAUGUUUUUUUCAAGACUGAUGAAAGACAAAGACUGGCAAAGGAAAGGAGGGAAGAAAGAGAAAAAAUACUUGCUGACAGAGACCAACAAAUACUAGAAAAAGAGAGACGGGCAAAGCUGCAAUAUGAAAAACAGAUUGAAGAACGAUGGAAGAAGCUGGAGGAGCAGAGAAUGAGAGAAGAGCAGAGAAGAGCUGCUGUAGAAGAGAAAAGGAAGACGAGGCUCCGCGAGGAGGAAGAACGUUUAGAAGCUAUGAUGCGCCGCUCCCAAGAACGCAGCCAGCAGCUGGAACAGAAACAGAAGAGAUGGUCUUGGGGUGGGGCCCUUGUAGCAGGAUCAGGCAGAGAUGCCUGUGACAAACUCUCAUCCUCUACAAUGAGUCUGCAAAAGCCAAUGGAAAACCCAAUCAGUAAGAGGCUCUCUGCUUCUACAGCGGCAAUUACGCAUUCCCCCGACAGAGCCCAUCGCAUGUAUCUUAGUCCCACGGAAAGUUUCAUUGUUAGCCGACUGUUGACUCCAACACAUUCCUCUUUAGCCAGGAGCCGAAGUACAUCUGUGCUCAAUGAGCAUAACCUUUCCUUGUCAGUCUUCCAUGUCUGUUCUCGUACAGUAGCUACUAGUCCUAUAAAAUCGCCAUGCAAGCCUUCUCCUGCAAGAAGCACAGAAAGGAAGAGAGGUGUGACACCAGCUAAUGUAUUCAAUGGAGCUAAGAUUGCCACUUCCCCUGACUCUGUACCGAACGAAAAGCUGAAGAAAGAAAAACGAGCAUCAACUCCUGUUCAAACAAGUUCUACAAGUUCUUCUCUUCGUAAAUCUGAGAAUCCUGCGAGUAUAGCAAAGAGGUCUUCUUCUCCAGCAACACCUAGGUCCCUUUCAAAGUCAUAUGCACUAUCUCCAGUGAAAAACAGCAAGCAAUUCCCAGAAUCUCCUGUAAAAUCUCGAGCAACUCCAAUUCUCAACCAAGAGGCUCCAAAAAAGAAAUCUGAGAAAGAGGAAACCACAACCAGUCCAAAACAAGAAUUGCCUAAUGCGGAGCAAAGAACAGGCUCUUUAAAAUUCGAAAAGGCAGAAAAGAUCUCUCCACCUGUAAGCAAAACAGAUACUGCAGAAGGUAAGAAUACAGCCGGCACAACUGAUGCUGAAGAAGCUGGAAAAAUCUUGCAAGAAAAGAGAAGGCAAGCUCGCUUGCAGAAGGAGAGAGAGGAGGAGGAGAGAAGGGCGCAAGAGGAAGCUGAACGGGAAGAGGAGAAAAGAAAGGCAGAAGAAGAGUGGAUUCGACUUGAGGAAGAAGCUCGUCAGUGGGAAGAGAACCUAAAACUAGAGGAGAUUGAGACAAAGAAGAGGGCAGAAGAAGCCAAGUUGAAAGCAGAAGAGGAGAGAAUACAGAAAGAGAAGCAGGAAAAAGAAAUGCAGGAAUAUCUAGAGAAGCAGAAGGAAGAGGCUGACGCUAAGGCGCGUGAAGCGGCAGAAGCCUUGAGAAUCGAGAGAGAACAAAUUAUGCAACAAAUUGAGCAGGAACGACUUGAGAGGAAGAAGAGAAUUGAUGAGAUUAUGAAAAGGACACGGAAAAGUGAGGUUGUAGAUGUCAAGAAGGAAGAAUUGAAGGCAGACAUCCAACCAUCUAUAAACAUAGAAACUAACGCAAAAACUGAACAAACAGUGCAAGCUAAUGGGCUAUCCACACAUCAAGAACCUAAAGCUCCAGCUCUUGAAGUCAUUGAAAGAAAACCUCAGGAAGUGAUUUCCAAUGGUCUUAAACCGCCUGGUAGCAUUAUUCACCUCGAAGCAUUUGAUGGGAAAUGCAACAGUCUGGACGAUUCUACUGAUGAAGUUCAAUCAAUGGAUGUGAGUCCAGCAUCUAAAGAAGAACUCAUAUCUAUACCUGAAUUUUCACCAUUGAAUGAUCUCAUUCCCAACGUACCGGUUCCAUUGGCCCAAAAUGGGUCAAAUAACUCCAGAGCACUGGAGGAUCUUUUGGACUUCACAGGACAAGCAACAUACUCAAAGAUAUCACGUGAAAGCAUCAAUAUUGAUGACUGUAAUAGAAAUUUGAUUGAUGGCUUCAGCAGUCCAGGACAAGAGUCUAAACUUAACUCAAUCUGUUAACUUGAUGAACAUCCAUUACAAUGGAGAUUGGGUACAGAUACACGGCAAAGGACGUGCUUAGAUCUAAUGGCGCUGGUGGCAGUGAAACAAUGAGCCAGAAGAAGCUUCUUCCUGCAGCCCUAGCACGCCGGGUUUUAAUACCAGAGCUGAAUAUAACAUGCAAGUCGUUCAGUAGAAUAUAUAAGAUGGUCUGCAUCUGCAAACACCCAGCACCGGCUGAAUAUGAUUUUUGCUCAGUAACUUCUAUGGGGCUAUUAAAAUACUGUAAUCAGCUAAUAAUGUGACGUUUAGUUCCCUUUAAAUCAAAUGUGGUUUCUGCUUCAUAGGCCUGACAUAUCUGGCAACCCAAUGAAUGUAUUGAUUAUAUUGAAUGUAUUUACCAAUGUCAUUAAACUUGACACAGAUCUACAUGGAAUUAUGUUAAACUAUCACAAACUAAUAUAUAUAUAUAUAUAUAUAUAUAUACACACACACACACACACACACAUAUACAGUGCUUUUUUGUAAAAUAAAAAAGUGUCGGCACUCAUUGAUUAGUCAUUGAUAUAUUCUGCUCAGUAACUUUGAGAAAAGUAAAGUGACAGAGUUAUAUACAAUGCUUCAUAUAUUUUGCAGCCCCCUCUUGUGAGUAUUUACAUGAUGAUUACAAAUAUUAACUGUUAUGAGAUGGAAGAGAUGAUGGUACUCUAGCGGUGAGUACCCCCGCAAAGAAAGCUUCUCUCUCUAUCUAUAUAUAUAUAUAUAUAUAUAUAUAUAUAUAUAUAUAUAUAUAUAUAUAUAUAUAUAUAUAUAUAUAUAUAUAUAUAUAUAAUCACAUACACACACCAUGGCUUUUCAUGUACAUUUUCUUCAGAGAUGACUAAGACGGGGAUUAUGAAAUACAGUACAUGGUUUAUAGAAUGUACGUUCAUUUUACAGGGGUUUUUUCCUCUCCCACUAAACAAAACAAAAAAGCAGUCAGGAUUCUGCAGAGUUUUACACUGUCUUUCAAUGCAUUAUAGGCCACAGUAAAACUGUACUAGGAAAUACACUAAAAUAAGCUGGUUCCCUAGCAAAUAGGAUGCUGAGGAGGGAUUGUAUUGGCAAUGAGAAUACAUAGGGAAAUCAGUGACUGCAAUAUAUUUAGUGCCUGCAAUAUUGUAAGUGAGCCAAAGAGAGGGAACUACAGGGUAAUUGCAAAUUAAGUACAUGAUCAGGAUGCAAAACUGCAAAUGGGACUUGCUAAUUUAGUGUAAUAGGGUAUAGUGCAGAAACUGGAAUCCCCACAAAAUUCUAUUACAAAAUUCAGAGCCCUUGAAAUAUACGUUCAUAAUCUAGCACAGGCCUUGAGUCAUUCUUCAUUUAUAAUUAUUGUUCCGUUAUUUUAACCCCUUGGCAGUCAAAGAAUUCAACAAUAAAUUGUUGUGGCAGUGCUCUCUGGCUAACAAGGGGUUAAUUCAGUAGCAAAAAGAUCAUUGUUUUCUAUUUUAAAUUGUCUUGUGAAAGAGUUAAUGUAAUGAGAAUCUGGCCACGGGUAAUCAAAAAAUAGCAGUUAAAUGUAAUCUGGUUUAUUGUGAUAUAGGAAAUUACAGACCAAUAGCUCAUUUUAAUUAUGUACAUCCUGAUUAAACCUAUCACUAAUUAUUCCACUGCCAGCAAUGUGAUGCAAUCUGCCACUGAUAUGGUUAGACAAUCUGACCUGUUUAAUAUGUUGUAAGUAUUGUUGUGUAAUAAGAGAGUUUAACAUGAGAAUAUGCUGUAUAAACCUCUAUUAGACUAUGAAGUCACUGCCCUGUAAAAUGCUAUAUGGUGUAAGUCUUUUAUUUAGGAAAAAACUAUUCUGUAAAGAAAAUAAGUGCCAUAUGUUGUAAAUGUCAUGCAUUUCUUUAUUUCUGUAAGUGAAGUAUAAUGUUGUUUAUAAGCUGUGUAUAUACUAUUAUAAUUUUCAUCAUCCAUGUAAUAUGAGCGCUACACUGUACAAAACAAACCUUACAUUUGAUGCAGUAGAUAUGAAUUAUUAUUAUGUGCAGCUAGGCCAUAAAACACAACAAAUUCAAUUAUAUGUUCUUUGUCAUUGUGGUUUUAUUUCCAAGGUAUGAACAAGCAACAAGACCUCUGGAAAUAUCACACAGAUUCCUUCUCCCUACAUAAUUAUUAGGGUCACCAUUAACAUAUUUUUUAGUAUACUCUACUACAGGGGUGAUCAACUUUGGCACUCCAGAGGUUUUGAAACUACAUUUCCCAUGAUGCUAAGCCACUUUAAGCUGGCUGAGCAUUAAUGAAAAUGUAGUUCCAAAACCUUGAAAACUUGAUCAUCCUUGCUGUAGUAGAUCUUUUUAAGGUUCAAGAAACUGAUUUUGAUGGGCAUGCAAAAAACUGUAACAUGUAAUUAACUAGGAAGAGUCGAUUAAAUCAAGUUUUGAUUUAUUUUUUAUCUUGGAAAUUGGUGAAUAUUUUAAAGGAGAAAAUGCUUCUUUAAACACAUGUAAAUUAAGAUUUUAAGUAUAAACUAUGAGUGCACUGACAUUGCCCAACAAAAUGCAGUACAGACUACAGUUCAGACUUGACCAAACACACAAAUGCCCCCACAGAAGACAGAAGCCCAUGCAUAACGUAUCCUUUGCUGUGAUUGGCUGGCUACAUGUCUUAGACUGGUUAAUCUGGUCCUUACUAAUAACUUAGAUGAACAAGUUUGCAUAAAAUAAAUGAUCAAACUGCUUGAUCCAAUAAUACUGCCUUCAGUUUAUGAAAGAUGUUACAGCCAUAUAUGUGCCUAUUUAGAAUAUUUUUUGCACGUUCUAUGUCAGAUCUUAGUUGAUUCUGUGUGCAGACAUUGUCAAUAUAGUACAGGGCCCUUAAAGCGGCAUUAAACACUAAAUAGAUUUCAUGCACCUUCCUAUAAUUAUGGUUGCCGCCAUCUUGGAACUUAGGUUACUCUGCAGGUAUCCGAAAAAGAUUUACUACACAUCAGCACUGGAAUGCAUUACUAGAAGGUCAUUUUCAACAUGGCGGCAUCCAUCAACAGCAGGAGGCAGGAAGUAAUCUCAAUACUAUGCAUAUAAAAUAUAUUUAGUGUGUAAUGUCCCUUUAAAAGAAAUCCAUAUUAAAGAAGCCGCUAGCUUUGUUUACUAUAAGGGAGUAAAAAACAGCGGCAUGAUGAGUUCUCUGUGAUUACAACAAAGGAUUCCACUUCCAUUAUUUCAUAAAGGAAGCUAAAAUACAAGAAAAAAUGUUUCUAAAAUUGAAAAGAAAUAUAAAAAUGUUUGUAAUACCAUUUUCUAUGAUUUCAGCUAGAUAAUGGCCUUAGUAUUCUGUGUUGGUAAAUAUCAAUAUAUUAAUAUACAACUAAAUAACACAGCGACUAUAAAGUUAUAAAUAUAAUUUUCUGUAGACCAGAAGAUAGAGAUUUUUUUUUUUUAAAUUAUUUUUUAAGGUUGAUAACUGGAAAUCAGAGAUAAGAAAAUAGCUUAUUUAUAUCAAAUAAAUUAUAUCUAGUACAACGGCUUUAAUUGAUGGCUCGAUCUAGUGUAAGCUUUGAAACCAGCAUACGACUAAAAGUAUUUUGUGUGUAAUGUUGGCGGUAACAAAUGUGGUGACUACGCAACUAGCUUUAGCAUGUUUCUAUGACUUCUAAAUAGUCAUGUCACUGAAAAUAAAACUGCAAAACUUGAUGUUUAUUUUACUGUGAUAUAUUGUACUUUAAACAGACAGCCUUUAAAGAUGUGACCUUUAUAUUAUACAGUACAGAUUCUUACUUGUCAUGACAUGUAUAGCAUGUGUAGAUCAACGUGAAAUACAUUUGUUUUGAAUCAAAA
Messenger RNA from Bombina bombina (fire-bellied toad), 6199 nucleotides. RefSeq names its product MAP7 domain containing 2 (gene MAP7D2). Bases 234 to 2405 code for a protein of 723 amino acids. The record is from RefSeq and is a predicted model, not a curated record. Gene Ontology annotation, cellular component: microtubule cytoskeleton. The transcript is spliced from 17 exons. NCBI's taxonomy places the organism in Eukaryota, Metazoa, Chordata, Amphibia, Anura, Bombinatoridae. Gene Ontology annotation, biological process: microtubule cytoskeleton organization.